Molecule: messenger RNA, 743 nt
Organism: Photinus pyralis (common eastern firefly)
Lineage: Eukaryota; Metazoa; Arthropoda; Insecta; Coleoptera; Lampyridae
Exons: 2
Coding region: 116-658 (180 amino acids)
Molecular function (GO): nucleic acid binding
Source: RefSeq, a predicted model, not a curated record
CAAGGACACCACCAUCUAGCUUCUUAUAAUAAUUCUCAACAAGCCAGUUUCAACGCGCAGAACGGUGUCUUGAAUUUGCUUGUACAGACCCGCCAUAUCUUCACAGAUUGCAGUCAUGUUUGACCCUCGCGUUCUCACAGACGAGGAACGGGAAGGUCGACUUCACUCAUGUUUUGAGCUUCAAAAUCAGGUCAAAGAGGACCCUGAAACUUUUUUCAAGGUAAUAAUUGGUGAUGAAUCGUGGGGCUAUGGAUACGACCCCGAAACAAAGCAGCAAUUAAGGCAGUGGAAGACAGGUCUUGUGCAUGCAGAAUUCGUUUCCCCAGGUGGAACUGGUCAACUAGAAGUUCUACUUGGAGGCUAUGGAAAGAUUGAGGGAAAGUAUCCGGAAGACAUGGGCAGGUUUUUAGCGCACAACUUCCUUUAUGAUAACGCACCGGUCCACACCACCCUCUUCCCAGAGACCCCAAUGAAACCGAGCCUAUAUUUUCCGUUUCUCUUACAGUGCAUUGACCAUGAACUGAAUUUACUUUGGACUUAUAUUAAAGAUAGGGAGUUCAUACACCUCGUGUUCCUUGCCUAUUCUGUUACCCAAAACAGAAUUCGAAAAUUUCGUUCUGAAGAAAGGAGGACACAUAAACACAAUGAAACCAUAUAGUCUGCUAAUCGCUAUUUCAAGGAUUUUAGUACUGCCAUUAUUGUAUUUAUUGAUUUUAACUUAUAGACCUCCACUGUGCCACUAA